UCCAAAUUACAACAAGCAACAAUUUUCCUUAAAAUCUCACUGAAGUGUGAGUUAGCGAAUCGGCCGCGGUGGCGUCUAGAUAUAACACCUGUGGCUGCACUUGACUCACGAGAAGGUCUGUGGGAUGGUUGUCGCGUGGAUUGUAACCGCGAAUAUAUGUCUGGUCCCACUACUAUGGCAUAGGAUGACAAUGACAUAUAUUCGCGGUUACAACCCACGCGACAACCAACCAUCCCACAUUGGUGACCUCGCCGAACAAAAAGGAUCACACCAGUAACAUAACCACGCGCAUGACGUCCACGAUGACGACCAACGACACCGGCUCGCAGGAAACCUCACGCAUCAGCAUUCGUCCUUCAAAGUUUAGCAAGGAAAAACCGCUAAUCUGGUUCAUACAAAUGGAAGCGCAAUUUGCGACAAACGGAAUCACACAAGACCUCACAAAAUACUAUCACGCGUUGCAAUCUCUCGACGCGGACGUCAUAUCUGAGGACAGCGAAGAAAAACGCCUAAAAACGCUGCUGAACCAAACCAUACUUGGCGAUCAACGACCCUCACGUUUGCUGCGUCAUAUGAAAGACCUCGCAGAAGACAGAAUGUCUGACGAUCUAUUCAAAUCCCUCUGGUUACAACGUCUGCCAACAAAUAUGCAGACUGUCCUCUCGGCCAGCGGAGAUAUCUUAACGUUGGACAGGCUAACCGCAAUGGCAGACAAGAUUUAUGAUAUAACACCACCCAGCUCAUCUGUUUUGCAGGUUGCCGAAACAACGGCUAGCACCUCGUCGCAAGAAAGCGAGCUCUGCGAAAUCAUCAAAAAGCUUGACCAACUCUUAUCCAGAAGGCAGAGAUCAAGCCCACAUCGCCGAAAAAGAUCACGUACCAGAUCACGCUCAAGAUCAUCAACUAACACGAAAUACUGCUGGUACCACAAAUGUUUCGGCCGGGACGUCAAAAAGUGUUCCGCACCAUGCAGCUGGGACAACAAGAAGGACGACAAGAAAAAGCAAGAGGAAAACUAAUGCCCGAGGUGUCAGCGGCGGAGAGCACCCCGGACUCUGUUGUACGCCGUUUAUUUGUCACCGACCGCCUCUCACGAUGUGAUUUCCUCGUCGAUACCGGAGCGGACGUUUCUGUUUUUCCUGUUACACAUAAAAACAGUCGCAGUAAGUCAAAACUUACGCUCUGCGCAGCCAAUGGCACGCCCAUUGCAACAUUUGGUCAAAAGCUUCUGCAAAUAGAUUUUGGACUGCGGCGUAGUUUCCAAUGGCCGUUCUACCUCGCAGAGGUGAGCAAACCCAUUUUGGGCACAGAUUUUUUAUCACAUUUUAAUCUUUUGGUAGAUCUUCGCCGAAGAAGGCUGAUUGAUGGCAACACAAGUUUAAAGAUUUCCGGUCAGUUAAACAGCAUCUCCGUUUUACAAGUACCUUAUCUCAAAUCUGAUACUGUUUACAGUGAUUUGCUCAACGAGUUUCCAGAGCUCACUCGAAGCUCAAUUGCGCCUAAAAGCGCACACCAUGAAGUAUCUCAUGCAAUAAUCACUCAAGGUCAGCCGGUAGUUGCCAGGGCCCGUCGUCUCGCACCCGAGAAGCUGAAGGCAACUAAGCUCGAGUUUGAGUUCAUGUUGCAACAAAGCCUAUGUCGCCCGUCAAAGAGUUGUUGGGCCAUUCCACUCCAUUUGGUCCCGAAGAAAAAUGGUAAUUGGAGGCCAUGCAGUGACUACCGCAACCUCAAUGCAAUAAUGGAACCGGACCGCUACCCAAUCCCAUUCCUGCAAGACUGCGUUCAAUUUCUACAUGGAGUAACAGUGUUUUCAACAAUUGACCUCAUCCGUGCCUACUAACAAAUUCCAGUCAAAGAAGAGGACAUUCCUAAAACCGCUAUUAUAACUCCUUUUGGAUUAUACGAGUUCCCUUUUAUGACUUUCGGCUUGCGUAAUGCAGUUCAAACCUUCCAAAGGUUUAUGGAUGAAGUUGUCCGAGGACUCGAUUUUUGUUACGUCUACUUAGACGAUAUUCUCGUGCGGCAAAACGGCCGUCUAAAACGGCAAAAGAACACCGCGAGCAUUUCAAGAAAUUAUUUCAACGUCUGCAAAAACUUGGCGUCGCCAUUAACACUGCCAAAUGUGUCUUUGGAGAAUCUGAGGUUUCGUUCCUUGGACAUCAUAUCUCAGCGAAGGGGCUCGCACCCUUACCGCAAAAGGUAGAAGCCAUCACCAACUUCCCCGAACCUCAGGACGUAAAAGGGCUACGCCGUUUUCUAGGUAUGAUUAAUUAUUAUCACCGCUUCUUACCUAACAUUGUGAGCACUCAAGCUUCCUUACAGGAGGUGCUCAAAAGCCAGAAAAAAGGUAGUCAAGCUCUUAUCGAGUGGUCAUCAAAAAGGAAAGCCGCUUUCAAAAAGCUUAAAGAGGAACUAGCUAACGCUACACUUCUCGCGUUCCCAGAUCCUUCCGCACAGUUCGCUGUUCAAACCGACGCAUCCGAUUCCGCAGUUGGCGCUGUUUUGCAGCAACGUCAAGGCCAAAAGUGGCGUCCGCUAAGUUUCUUCUCUCGAAGGCUCAACCCAGCACAACGCAACUAUAGUGCGUAUGAUCGCGAGCUGUCGGCGAUCUACGCUGCGAUCAAGCAUUUUCGUUUUAUGCUGGAGGGAAGAGAAUUUUUCGUGAUCACCGAUCACAAGCCCCUUACAUUCGCUUUCUCGUAGAAGUUGGACCGCGCUUCACCCAGACAGUGCCGUCAAUUAACUUAUAUAUCAGAGUUCACAACAGACAUUCGUCAUGUUCCUGGCGAAGAGAAUGCAGUCGCAGACGCUCUAUCCAGAAUGGACUCCGUAAUGAUGCCAGUCAUUGUCGACACUGAAGAAUUGGCACAGCAACAAGCGACAGAUCAAGAACUUCAAUGGAAGUUGAAAUUCCUCUCAUCCAACCUUAGGCUUUAGCAAAAGUUUUUACUUCCUGAAACCAAUUCAACGCUACACUGUGAUUGCUCUCAGGAUAGUGUCCGUCCGUUUGUUCCAAUCACGCUCCGCCGUCGCAUUUUCGACAUGGUGCACGGAAUGUCGCACCCUAGUGGAAGAGCCACUAGACGACAAAUCGCUCAAAAAUUUGUUUGGACAUAUAUGAAUAAAGACAUAGCAACAUGGGCCAAGUCCUGUCAACGAUCAAAGAUUACUAAACACAACCAGUUGGUUCCAGAAAAACUUUCAGUUCCGGACGCUUGCUUCGAUCACGUCCAUUUGGACUUAAUUGGACCACUUCCAUUAUCACGAGGAUUCAGAUAUUGCCUGACACUAAUCGACCGUUUCUCUAGGUGGCCCGAGAUAGUGCCGUUAGCCGACGUCACAGCAGACACCGUAGUUAAAGCUUUUUUUGUAGCAUGGGUUUCUCGUUUCGGUUCGCCCAAAGUCAUUACAAUCGACCAAGGUUCACAGUUUGAAUCGAAAUUGUUCGAAGCACUAACAAAACUCAUAGGUACCAAACGCAAUAGAACUAUCACUUACCAUCCGGAAUCAAAUAGACUCAUCGAACGCUGGCACCGGUCCCUGAAGACGGCAAUUAUGUGCAAUAGUCAAAAGCGGAGUGGGUCGACGCAUUGUCCGUGGUGCUCAUCGGACUCCGCAUUUGCUAUAAGGAAGAUAUUCGCGCAUCAACAGCUGAACUCCUGUAUGGAAAGACACUUAGGAUUCCAAGAGAGUUUUUCGAUCUUGAAGAUAUGCCUAACGACCCGCAACCGUUCGUGGAGCCGUUCCGUAGGCUCAUGCAGCAAAUCAAACCAAUACCUGCGGCACAUCACAUGCGAAGCAAACCAUUCAUAUUUAAAGAUUUGUACACCUGUACGCAUGUCUUCCUGAGAGAGGAUGCAAUUAGACGUCCACUGGAGCAACCUUAUACAGGCCCUCAUCGUAUAAUCAAAAGGAUCUCCGAUCGAGUUUUCACAGUGGAUGUCGACGGAAAAAUGCUCAAUAUUUCGGUGGAUCGCUUAAAACGGGCUUACUCCACCGCUCAGCAAGAAGAGCACACUUCUCCAGUUAGUGAACCUACCUCAGUACAACCGUCAACAGAACCAUCUUCAGCACGAAAGACUCAUUCAAUCCUAAAAACGUAUCCUAGUGCAACGCAGUUAAGAAAUAAAAAGACUGUGAGUUUUUCAAAGCCAAUCAAUUCCAAAGAAAUAAGUUUUCAAAUAGUAUUAAGUAUUCUUGUAUUUUAACUUGUUCUCAUUUUUUUCUUUUCAUUAUUUUAUCUCAAAUCAUAUUCUAUAUUGUUCUUAAUUUUAUCUUUUGUUCUCCGAGUCAUAUUUUACAUAAUAUUUUACGUUACUAUCCAAUUUUCUUAUAGUAUCAUUAAAUCUCGGGGAGGGGGGGGAGUAUUGAGAUUCUCUCCACCAAUGACAAGCGCUGAACAAAAACCCAGUGACGUAAUGGCGCAAUCAUUGCGCUUACGAAUUGACUUCCCCUUUUUGGAUUGUAGAAUAGGACGUACCGUCAUCUUUUGUACACUUCGUCAUUGUACGCGGUUGGAAAAGCUGUAAUAAAAAUGUAUAUUCUUAA
Messenger RNA from Solenopsis invicta (red fire ant), 4548 nucleotides. RefSeq lists its product as uncharacterized. The coding region runs from base 291 to 1019 and encodes 242 amino acids. The record is from RefSeq and is a predicted model, not a curated record. Lineage: Eukaryota; Metazoa; Arthropoda; Insecta; Hymenoptera; Formicidae. The transcript is spliced from 2 exons.